GCAAGUCAGUAGAGCCGAGAGUCCCGCAGCGCGCGUACCUAAGUCAUCAGGAACCUGCGAAUCGCAUUCCGCAUUUGGAAACCGCACACGGAACGCGCGUGCGCGCCAGAGAGAGACAGACGCGCAACGCAUAGCUACGUACGCCCGCACGCAGCUCUCUCUCGGUCUCUCCCUCUGCCGUUUCUCGUACCGGUCUUUCUUUCCCGUUUUCCCUCCUCCUUCCAAUCUCCGUCGAUCGUUCUAUUUAUCCGUGGCGACGCUCCGUCUCUCUCUCCCUUCCUCUUCCGUCCUCCUUCGGCCCCUCUCCUCCCUCAUCUUCCCUCACCGCUGCGCGGCGCUUUUCGCGAUCUACCGCGCGCGCGCGGGCGCGUUCGCCAGUGGGACGUUUCUAAAAACGUAAUCAUCAACUGUGAACUCGCGCGUGCUCGCUCUCUCUCUCGACGAGAGCGAUCGUCAGGAUUCUGGGAAGCGACGUAGCAGCAGCAUUCGUCGGAAGCGACGAGGAAGAUCGACCGUAGAAGAGAAGAAGACCAAGACGUCGUCGGGGACUAGUGGCCGGAGAGAGAGAGAGAGAGAGAAAGAAGGAUCUCCGCGCGCGUGCGCGCGUUCUCGCUCGCGCCGACGUGCGACGUACAGCUCGGCAACGAGAGGAGAAAACGAAACGCGCAGCCCGGCUGCGUCGCUGCAAAAAAGGAACGAAACCGUGUGCGCGACAGGCGACGAGGCGACUUUACGACUCUCCCGUAAGGAGUGUCGCUCGCCCUCGCGCGUUCUCUCUCUCUCUCUCUCUCCCUCCUUACUUUCCUUUCCCCGCGACACUCACUCCCGCCCCCACCCGCGCGACUCCUCGCGAGAGUCUUUCCUCACUCUGCCCCCCGCUGCCUCCCUCGAACGCCCCCCUCCCACUCGGAGCCGUGUCGCCGUCCCCUUCGCCGCGUUCGGCUCGUUUCUUUUAACGCUCCUUCGUUAGUACGUCUCGACCGUCCGCGCUCGUGUGCUCUCCCGCGAUCGAGGAGAGAACCGACCUCCGUCGUCGUCCGUCCAUACCGCGCGACGUUCGUGGACUCGUGCGCGCUCUCUCUCUUUCCAAAUUCUCGUUAUUUCUCGUUACUUCUCUCUCGCUCGGUAUCCCUUUCUUUCUCUCUCUCUCCUCCGCUCUCGCACGCCUGUGUAUCAUUGCGUGCCGCGCGCGUCCAACACGCGCCAACAUUCGCCAUUGAAGCCACCGAGUACAAUUUGCGAUGUGUGAUAAUACUAACACGACGACGCAGAGUAUAGCGGACUACCUGUCACAGUUGCUGAAGGAUCGGAAGCAACUAGCGGCCUUCCCCAAUGUCUUCAUACACGUGGAGCGCCUGCUGGAUGAGGAGAUCGCGAAGGUGCGGGCGAGCCUUUUUCAAAUCAGUGGAGUGAAGAAGGAGCCGCUGGUGUUGCCGGACCCCGAAGGCGACAUCACGACGCUCACGGAGAAGGUCUACGUACCCGUUAAGGAACACCCAGACUUCAACUUUGUCGGGAGGAUUUUGGGGCCACGGGGCAUGACCGCAAAACAAUUGGAGCAGGAGACAGGAUGUAAAAUCAUGGUCCGCGGGAAGGGGUCGAUGAGGGACAAAAAAAAGGAGGAGCAGAAUCGGGGCAAGCCGAAUUGGGAACACCUGACGGACGAGCUGCACGUGCUGCUCACCGUGGAGGACACUGAGAAUCGUGCCACCUUGAAGCUCGCUCGUGCCGUCGAGGAGGUCAAGAAGCUUCUCGUUCCCGUGCAGGCUGACGGCGAGGAUGAGCUUAAGAAAAGGCAGCUGAUGGAGCUCGCGAUCAUCAACGGAACUUACCGGGAUUCGAACACAAAGGUUGCCGCGGCAGCAGCCUGCGACGAGGAGUGGCGGCGAGUAGCGGCCGCCGCGGCGGAGACGCAACGCCUGCUGCCGGGCCUGGCGACGCCGAUGCGGACGCCGAGCGCGCCGCUGGGCGCGCCUCUGAUCCUGUCGCCGCGGAUAUCCGUGCCGACCACCGCCGCUUCUCUGCUGAACGGCUCCGGGCCUCCGGGCUCGCUGCUCUCGGCCGGCGACCCGCACGGUCUCAUCUACGCGCCAUACACGGCCGAUUACGCCAACUACGCGGCUCUGGCGGCUUCGCCGCUGCUCACCGACUACGCCACUGCGGAUCACUCUGGCGCAGCGGCCGCUGCCAAGCAGCGCAGGCACCUGGGUCAGAUUCGCGAACACCCUUAUCAAAGGGCCGGCGCUCUCUCGUGAACACACGGAGACAGUGCGACACGCAAAGAGAGAGAGAGAGCGAGAGAAAGAGAAAGCGAGAGAGAAAGAGCGAGCGACCCCCGAGCGAGCGAGAGAGAGAGAAAGAAAAAGAAAGACAAAAAUAAGAGAGAGAGAGAGAGAGAGCACCGUUCUCGCGCCACCGCGGAAAGGCUUGGAGUGCUAACAAUGGAUAUCCACUCGCCCCGUGCUAACACCUGGACUCUGGAACAGCAUCCCGCGUUCGAUCGGUUCACCAACCAGCCGACCACCUUCGCCGUCCGCGUCACCAGCCCCGUUCGUCAAGCUUAUCCAUCAUCCUGUAUCCUCUUAAUGUUCGGGACGUAAUUUCUCGCGCGCAUCUCUGCGUACUAUAUAUUGUGAUUAUUAUUACGAGAAGAAGAUCAGGUCGUCGUGUCGUCGUCGUCGUCGAGCUGAUCGCGCGUUGCGCGCUCAAACUGGCAUUCGUCUCGCGAGGAGAUCGGCAUUAUGAUGACCUAUGAUAGCGUAAUAUAAUUAUGGUAAUUUCGAAAUCUUCGAAUCUGCUGGUGCUUACUACAUAAUCGAGCGAUUAUCGUCGCACUACGCACCCGAAUCGUUCUAAUUCACCUUUCCUUUUAUCAUUUUCUGGCUUACCUUUCAUCAUUGUGCCGCCGAGGGUUAAUCUUCCCGUUGAUCAAACGAAUGAUAAUAAUAACAAUGAUCUCUCUGCGCGAGAAGCUCGAUUCGACGGCGGGAGCACAACGGUCGGAGAGAAAAGUCAGUCGCACCGAAGAAUCGCAGGAUAAGAAUCGCGGACAGGAAACGUGGUAAAAGCGAGGUAAAAGAGAAAGGAAUAGAGGGAAAAGCGUGGAGCCAAAUGGGGAAAAGGAUUUCGCGCGCGUCGUGGGCGAAAAGAACGCGCGCUCCUUUUCCUCCGCGUUGGCUGGAAUCGCGCGGGACUAUUCCUGGCUGCUUUUUUCUCUUUUUUUUUUUUCUUGGGAAGCGAGUCAAGUUAUCGCGGGAUCCGAAUUCCGCGCGCGACGGUCGCAGCGGCGGCGUAGUUGACAGUUAGUGUGUAGUUUCUAGAUAUUACCGCGACGAUGCUUAAAUAUAUAUAUAUGUAUAUAUAUAUGUAUGUAUGUAUGUAUAUAUAUAUGUAUAUGUAUGUAUGUGUGUAUGUAUGUGUGUGUGUGUAUGUAUGUAUGUAUGUAUGUAUGUAUGUAUGUAUGUAUGUAUAUUUUUUUCCGCUCGAUUUCGUCGCGAGCGUUCUGUUAGAGCAGCCGCAAGUAUUUGGUUCGUUUUUUUUUUCUUUUGUUUGUUUUUUGAUUUUCCAUCUUCUCUCUCUUCUCGCGGCGGCGAAAGUAACGACACGUUGUUCGCGCUUUUUCUUCCUCGUCCCCCGUCCUCCCCCCACCAGUACUUACGACCACGCACUGGCAUCUCUCGUCGCGCACCGGAGGUGGCAGCGCGAUACAAAGAUAUACGAAAAGAUAACCGUGUAACUUAAGGGAAAAGGAAAAGAAAACGGAAAAAAAAAAGAUGAAGAAGUAGACAGGGGAAGAAAGGUACCGACGACAAUCUCGCAAUCUCGGGUAACAUACGUGUUCUCGCGCGCGCGUUUCCCGAUCGUGACGAGGUCGUCGCGCGCGAGAAAGGAAGAGAGAGA
This is a messenger RNA of Dinoponera quadriceps, 3900 nucleotides long. RefSeq names its product protein held out wings (gene how). The record is from RefSeq and is a predicted model, not a curated record. Lineage: Eukaryota; Metazoa; Arthropoda; Insecta; Hymenoptera; Formicidae. The transcript is spliced from 8 exons. Gene Ontology annotation, biological process: regulation of mRNA splicing, via spliceosome. Bases 1242 to 2255 code for a protein of 337 amino acids. Gene Ontology annotation, cellular component: nucleus. Gene Ontology annotation, molecular function: mRNA binding.